Messenger RNA from Gorilla gorilla gorilla (western lowland gorilla), 8276 nucleotides. RefSeq names its product replication factor C subunit 3 (gene RFC3). NCBI's taxonomy places the organism in Eukaryota, Metazoa, Chordata, Mammalia, Primates, Hominidae. Gene Ontology annotation, molecular function: ATP hydrolysis activity; DNA binding; DNA clamp loader activity. The transcript is spliced from 9 exons. Gene Ontology annotation, biological process: DNA-templated DNA replication; DNA repair. Gene Ontology annotation, cellular component: DNA replication factor C complex; nucleus. Bases 184 to 1215 code for a protein of 343 amino acids. The record is from RefSeq and is a predicted model, not a curated record.
CGCGGCAGCUGAUUUUGUCUGCACACGGCCCCCGUAGCCUUUCCGUCCAAAAUCAUUUACGCGGCCGCGACCGGUAGUGACGUCACGAGAUUUGGAGCUCGCGGGAAAACUUGUUUCUGUGUUGUGGGGAGGACGCGCUGGCGCGGGAUUUUCAAGCGUAGGCCCCCGGGAGCUCGAGCUGCCAUGAGCCUCUGGGUGGACAAGUAUCGGCCCUGCUCUUUGGGACGGCUGGACUAUCACAAGGAGCAGGCGGCCCAGCUGCGGAACCUGGUGCAGUGUGGUGACUUUCCUCAUCUGUUAGUGUAUGGACCAUCAGGUGCUGGAAAAAAGACAAGAAUUAUGUGUAUUCUACGUGAACUUUAUGGUGUUGGAGUGGAAAAAUUGAGAAUUGAACAUCAGACCAUUACAACUCCAUCUAAAAAAAAAAUUGAAAUUAGCACCAUUGCAAGUAACUACCAUCUUGAAGUUAAUCCUAGUGAUGCUGGAAAUAGUGACCGAGUAGUCAUUCAGGAGAUGUUGAAAACAGUGGCACAAUCACAACAACUUGAAACAAACUCUCAAAGGGAUUUUAAAGUGGUAUUAUUGACAGAAGUUGACAAACUCACCAAAGAUGCUCAGCAUGCCUUGCGAAGAACCAUGGAAAAAUAUAUGUCUACCUGCAGAUUGAUCUUGUGCUGCAAUUCUACAUCUAAAGUGAUCCCGCCUAUUCGUAGUAGGUGCUUGGCGGUUCGUGUGCCUGCUCCCAGCAUUGAAGAUAUUUGCCACGUGUUAUCUACUGUGUGCAAGAAGGAAGGUCUGAAUCUUCCUUCACAACUGGCUCAUAGACUUGCAGAGAAGUCUUGUAGAAAUCUCAGAAAAGCCCUGCUUAUGUGUGAAGCCUGCAGAGUGCAACAAUAUCCUUUUACUGCAGAUCAAGAAAUCCCUGAGACAGAUUGGGAGGUGUAUCUGAGGGAGACUGCAAAUGCUAUUGUCAGUCAGCAAACUCCACAAAGGCUCCUUGAAGUUCGUGGAAGGCUGUAUGAGCUUCUAACUCAUUGUAUUCCUCCUGAGAUAAUAAUGAAGAUGAGAAACUGGAUCCAGCUGAUCAUGGGUGCCACUCUGAUAAAUUCACAGCUACCAACCAAGAAAUGGGCUGUCAACACUGCCCAACGGACAUAUGUUUCUCUGAUCAAGUCUCCACAAUGCCUUUUCCAAAACUUAAUUUGGAGCAAAUAACUUUACCUUCUUGUUAGCUACCAAAACCAAAUCGAUCUGCAGCCUAUGUUACCAUAUCCUCAUUUGUAUGCAUCCUGUUGACUAUAUCUACGUUUAUAUGCAACCUAUAUUCUCCUAAUACAGUAGAGAAGCUGCCCAUCUUCCUUGUUAAGCUUCCCAUCUUGUUGGGUUUGUUCUAUGUUGAUUGUCUUUUUUUUUUUUGAUGAUUAAUCAUGUUUUUCUACUUCUUUGUUGAGUAAUUGUGAACAGUAGUUCACAAUUAUGGUUAUGAAUGAUUUGGGCUUUAGAGAUUACAGAAGAACGUAUUUGCAGAAUUAGGGUUCAAGCUCUCUUGUUCUCUCUUUUAAAGGAUUGCCUCUAUCAUUUUCUAGCAGCAGUGGCUGCCCCCUAGUCUUCUGGUUCUUUAAUCCAAUAAGACAGUAAAGUUUUCGUAAGAGUUUUAGCUGCCCAUGUUAGUGAUGACUGUGGCCUGCCCUCAGGCUAAAUGCCCUAAAAAUGAAAAACUCUAGUGCUCUGCCCACCUUCCAGUUGUUGACUACCUUCCAGUUUCUGCUGUUCUUCUCUCUCCAGCAGUUGUUUUUUCUACUACCGUUUUAUUAUUUGUUUUCUGGUUGUUUUGUGGCCUUCCUUCCCUCCUUCUUGCUUGCCUGCUUACGUGAUUUUCUCAGUGGUGUGUUUCAAUAUCUUGCUUUUUCUUGUCUGUGUAUCUGUUGUAGGAUUUUUUAUUUGAGGUUACCAUCAGGUUUGCAAAUAAUAUAACUCAUUAUUUUAAACUGAUGACAAUUUAACACUAAUUUCAAAAACUAACAGAGAAAACUAAUAAAAAUUCUACAAUUUAACUUCAUCGCUUCUGCUUUUUAACUUUUGGUUAUUUCUGUUUAUAUCUUAUUAUGCUAUGUUCUGAAAAGUUGUUGUAGUUAUUUUUGAUAGGUUCAUCUUUUAGUCUUUCUAUUCAAGAUAUGGAUAGUUUACACACCACAAUUACAGUGUUAUAAUAUUCUGUGUUUGUCUAUGUACUUACUAUUGCCAGUGAGUCUUGUACCUUCAGAUGAUUUCUUGUUUCUCAUUAACAUUCUUUUCUUUCAGAGCGAAGAAAUCCCUUUGGCAUUACUUGUAUGAUAGGUUUAGUGUUGAUGAAAUUCCUCAGCUUUUGUUUAUCUGGGAAAGUCUAUAUUUCUCCUUAAAUGUUUGAAGGAUAUUUUCACAGGAUAUAAGUCUAGGAUAAAAUAUAUUUUCCUUCAGCACUUUAAAUAUGCCAUGCCACUCUUUCCUACCUGUAACAUUUCCAUAGUGAAAUCUGCUGCCAGACAUAUUGGAGCCCCAUUGUAUGUUGUUUGUUUCUUUUCUGUUGCUGCUUUUAGGAUCCUUUAUCCAUGACCUUUGGGAGUUUGAUUAUUAGAUGCCUUGAGAUAGUCUUAUUUGGGUUAAAUCUUGGUGUUCUAUAAUUUUCUUGAACUUGAAUGUUGACAUCUUUCUCUAGGCUUGGGAAGUUCUCUGUUACUAUCCAUUUGAAUAAACUUUCUACCUCUAUAUCUCUCUCUACCUUUUCUUUAAGGCCAGUAACUCUUAGAUAUGCCCUCUUGAAGAUAUUUUCUAGAUCUUGUAGGCAUGCUUCAUUCUUUUUUAUUCUUUUUUCUUUUGUCUCCUCUGACUGUAUAUUUUCAAAUAGCCUGUCUUCAAGCUCAUUAAUUCUUCUUUUUGAUCAAUUCUGUUAUUAAAGGGCUCUGAUGCAUUUAUUAAUAGGCCAAUUGAAUUUUUCAGCUGCAGAAUUUCUGCUUGAUUUUUAAAAACUUUUCAGUGUCUUUGUUACAUUUAUCUAAUAGGACUCUGACUUGCUUCUCUAUGUUAUCUUGAAUUUCAUUGCACUUCCUCAAAACAGCUAUUUGGAAUUCUCUGUCUGAAAGGUCACAUAUCUCUUUCACUUCUGGAUUGGUCACUGAUACCUUAUGUAGUUUGUUUGGUGAGGUCAUGUUUCCUGGAUGACCCUGCUGCUUGUGGAUGUUCAUAGAUGUAUGGACAUUGAAGAGUUACGGUAUUUAUUGUAGUGUGGGCUUGUUUAUACCUGUCCUUCUUGGGAAGGCAUUCCAAGUAUUGAGAGAGAAUUGAGUGUUGUGAUCCAAGUCUGGUUACUGUAGCCAUAUAUGCAUUAGGGGGCACCCCAGUAAUGCUGUGACUCUUUCAGGCUCAUAGAGAUACUGCCUUGGUGGUCUUGGGUAAGAUACAAGAGAAUUCCCUAGAUUACUAAGCAGAGACUCUUGUUCUCUUCCCUUUUCUCCAAACAAAUGGAAUUUCUGUCUCUCCAUGCUGAGUUGCCUGGAGCUAGGGGAGAGGUGAUACAAGCAUGCCUAUGACCACCACCACUGGGACUGUGCUAUGUCAGGACUGAAGCCAGAACAUCUCUGAGUCUCAUCCAAGACAUACAGCAAAUACUGCCUGGGUACAACUGAUGUUUUUCAAGGCCCAAGGGCUCUUUAGUCAGCAGAUUAUGAAUUCUGCCAGAGCUGGGUUCUUCCCUUCAAGGCAGCGGGUUCCCUUCUGGCCCAGGGUGUGUCUACAAAGGUCAUCCAGGAGCUAGGUUCUGGAAUGAGGCCCUCAGGACUCUACCAAGUGUGCUGUCCUACUGUGGCUGAGCAGGUCUCCAAGUUGCAAGACAAAGUCCUCUUUACUCUUCCCUCCCCUCUCCUCAAGUGGAGGGAAGGAAUCUCUUCUGCAGCUGCAAUUUGUACUGCCUGGGAUUGGAGGAGGGGUGAUGCAGGCACUCCCUUGGCUGCCCUGGCUGGUGUCUCACUGGGUCUUGUGUAUCCCAAGUCGGCUGACUCAAGCACGGUACAGCACCAGAGCUUGCCCAGGAAUUGCAGUCUUGUGGCACAGACUGCUAUUCAAGUUUAUUUAGGACCCCAGAGUGCUUUAGCCCAUGAUGAUGGUGCUAGCUGGAACUCAGUUUCUGCCCACUGGGAUAGACAGUUCCCCUGUGGCUAGGGCUGGUCUAAAUGCUCCCUCUGUGGGUUCUGUCAUGUGUUGCUCUCCACUGUGACGGGGAAGCACUGUCCAGUGCACACAGAUUCUCUCUUUUUUUUUUUUUUUUUGACGGAGUCUCACCCUGUUGACCAGGCACUCAAGUGCAGUGGUGCGAUCUUGGCUCACUGCAGCCUCCGCCUCCUAGGUUCAAGCGAUUCUCCUGCCUCCCUCUCCCGAGUAGCUGGGAUUACAGACACCUGCCACCACACGCGGCUAAUUUUUGUAUUUUUAGUAGAGACAGGGUUUCACCAUGUUGGCCAGGCUUCUCUUGAACUCCUGACCUCAGGUGAUCCACCUGCCUCGGCCUCCCAAAGUGCUGGGAUUACAGGCGUGAGCCACCAUGCCUGGCCUACACAGAUUCUCUCUGCACCAUGCUGCAGCUGGUGGGGGAUGAGAGAGGGGUGUGUAGGCAAUUCAAUACUGUCUUUCCUACCUUCUACAGUGCCUUUUUCUUUAAUACAAUGUUAAAAUCAGGUACUGUGAUCACUCAUCUGAUUUCUUGUUCUUACAAAGGUGCUUUCUUGUGUGGGUAGUAAUUUGGUGUUCCUGCGGUGGGGGAGGGGGAUAAUCUCUAGGAGGUGCUAUCUGGCCAUCUUGCUUCUCCUCCUCCUCCAGCAGUUGCUUUUUAUAAGUUUGUUCAAAGCUUAUAGUUGUUAUCUACUGUAAGAUUGUCAGCCAUACCAGAAGCAGAAAUUCCAUCUCAUUGUUUUAUAAAUAUGGUCAAGUAUCUCUUUUAAAAAAAAAAUCAUUCAUAUACCUCACAUCCUCAUCUUGCACCCUCUCUUUCUACUCUUUACACAUUUUUGAAGUGUUUUCUGUUCAUAUUGCCUACAUUUUCUUAGUUUGCAAUCCAUUUUAAUCUGGUUUUCCUUCUUAUAACUUCAAAAAUACAAUUUAGUCUAAAAGAUAGGGAGGUAUGUAUGUGUGUAUCUCCAUCCAGUGAAUUCUUGCUCUGUAUCCAGUGAACUUUUAAUUGACCUCAGCAAUAUGUGUUGCCCUUUCUUGAAUCUCCUUUUUCCAUGGUUUCCCUGAGACAAAUAUUCUCUUGUAUUUUUUCGCCUACAUCUUUGGCUGCUCACUUUACAGGCUUUUUCUUACCAAGCCAUCAAAUGUGGAAUAUAGCUUUAUUCUCGACUCUCUGCUGCUCAUAAGAUUCUCUCCCUGGGUGACCUUAUACAUGCCCAAGGCUUCAUAUACCAUCUAUUAGCUGUUAACUCCAUUUAUAUGAGCUCAAACUUUAUCUGAAUUUCACACUUAUGCAUCUAAACACCUAUCUGACGUUCGUUCACAGAUACUUCAGAGACAUCUCAAACUGAACAUGUUCCACACUGAGCUUUUGAUCUCUUCCAGCCCAAAGUAGACCUUUCCCAUUGUUCCUUUCUCAAUGUCAUCUUUUCUGAUUCUUUUCCAUGUUCUACAGCAGUGGGGAUUAUCUGGGGUUCUACCUAAUUUUCUUUAUUCAGUGACCAGCUUAAUAUCUGUCUUUUCCAUCCUCCUUCCCCCUUUCUACUUCUGUUCAUGAGACAACUCAGUUUUGAGUUCAAAAAGAGUACAUGUGCUGAUGAUUCCCACAUCCAGACAUGAGGUGCUUUUCCUAAUACAACCAUCAGCCAUUUCAAUUUUGGUUUAUCUAAAACAAAUUCACCAGCAUCUGUUAAACCAGCUACUUCUCUUAGCUUAUUGCUUGUGUCAGGGUACUACUUUUCUUCUAGAUACCGGGUGUAAACCUUUAGCAUGUAAGUUGACUGCUCUCUCCAUUUUGACAGUCAUUUGUCAAGCUCUGGCCUUUAUCCCUUGUAGAUGGAUGUUGCUUUCAUCUCUCCCUGUAUUUGUCAUCAAAUGAACCAUAACAGGCAGACUAGAUGGACUCAUGGCUAGGCAUACUCAGAUGAGCAUAAGAGAUUUAAACCAAAAGCAUGGAUGUCAUUCAAAACAGCUAUUUGUGCAUUUAAAAAUCAAUAAUUCUUCAUACUCAACAUGGCAAGUAAUUGCUAUUAAAAAGAGAUAGAAAUGUAAAUAUUUAGAUUUAGACCACUAAGGGCAACUUCUAUCCAUUCAUUUGUUCAGAAAAAUAUUUAUUGAGCACCUGCUGUUUGCCAUGGCUUUUUUUAAGGUACUGGGGAUACAGCAGGACAAAAUUGACAUAGGUUUCCUUUGUGGAGUUUACAGCCUAUCACAAAGAGAUGAAUGCAGGAUGAUAGAUAGAUAGAUAGAUAGAUAGAUAGAUAGAUUUGUGGAGUUUACAUCCUGUCACAAAGAGAUGAAUGCAGGAUGAUAGAUAGAUAGACAGACAGACAGACAGACAAACUGAUAAAAUAUUCUAUGUCAUGUGUGCUGUGGAGGUGGAGAAUUUUGGUUUGUUGUUUUACAUAGACUGUGUUACACAGUAAUUUACAUAGUCCAGGCAGACUAAACAGUAUAUGCAAGACCUGAAGCAGGAAGGAAUAUGCCAGUGGAAUAGGUUGGGCAAAUGGGAAAAUGGCAAAAGAUCAGGUGAGAACAUUGAGCUAACAUGGAGGUGAGGUGGGAUAGAUCAUAUAGGGUACUGGUAUUCUGGUAAAUGUUUAGCAGCUGGCUCUCUAGGGAAAAAAAUCAAUAAUAAAAGGUCCUGAUCUGUAGUGUUUGCAAUUUUUCUGGUGUAAACACUCUUACCAUAGCCAAUUUCAAGCUAGCAAUGGAAAAUAUAACAGUCAGCUCUUGUGAGCUAGUAUAACCCUUCUCCAGGCCAUCACUGAUAUAGAGCCUUGUAGGACAAUUGCAGUGAUUUUUUUUUUAAGUGAGAAAGGAUGCCACUAAAGAAUAUUAGAGUAGGCCAGGCUCAGUGGCUCAUGCCUGUAAUCCCAAAGGAGGCCGAGGCUGGCAGAUCAGUUGAGGUAAGGAGUUUGAGACCAGCCUGGCCAACGUGGUGAAGCCCUGUUUCUAAUAAAAAUACAAAAAGUUAGCUGGGAGUAGCGGUGCAUGUCUGUCAUCCCAGCUACUCAGGAGGCUGAGGCAAGAGAAUCACUGGAACCGGGAGGCAGAGGUUUUAGUGAGCCGAGAUUGCACCACCACACUCCAGCCUGGACUAUACAGAGUAAGACUCUGUCUCAAAAAAAAACAAACCAACAAACAAAAAAGUAUUAGAGUUACGAUGUGUUCAGGUUUCUGUUUCAACAAUCAACUGGCUGCUGGGUUGAGAAUAAUAAUUACAUGUUAACAUUUGUCUGUUUUCUUUGAUUUACAUAGUGCUAGCUUACACAUUGUUUUCAAUUAUUAAUUGUCAAUAUUUAAAAAUAUAGAAAUACUUCAAAAACAUAAACUUCUUGAUUUUCUUAAAAAAUCAAAUUUGAUCUUUAUGUUACUAAUUUGAAUUGUGGAGUGGCUAUCUUUUUUACAUAGGUAUGCAUUUUCCAUUUCUCACCAGUUUUAGCUAUUAUUUUACACAGUUUUUUCUUUGUUUUUAAAUUGUGGAGAUGAGAAAAAUAAACUUUCUAAUAACCAACCCUUUUAUCAAAAUUGGUGUAAAAUGAGAGGUAAGAGAGGGUUAUAUGGUUCAAGAAAAAUUGAGCAUGCGUAUUUCUUUAUAGAUGUAAAGGAUAUUUUUAAUUUAUAAUAAAAUGUAUCUAUUUUGAAGGAAUACAGCUUAAUAUAUCAUUAUGAAACAAAUCAUACAACAGGUUAUGAUUAGGUGUGAAAGAUGAUUUUUUAAAUUGAUACACUGACAAAACAUCAAAAUUUAAUCAGGCUUUGAUUUUAAAUUGAUUGAAAUAAAUUAUGUUCUUGUAAAAUUAAUAUUUACUAUAUGAAAAAUUGUCAGAAUAGCAAAACAAUUUGCAAAUGUCAGUUUCAUAAAUGAGUGAGUACAAUAUAUAUUGACUUAGAAAAACAAACAUUAGCAAAAGUAUAUCUAAACAUAAGUAUUGUUUUGAAAAUACAGUUAACUUACAGGACAAACUCAUUUUAUGCUGUUUUUAAUGAUGAUCAAAGUGCAGAUAUUUAAAAUACAUCACUGAAUUAAGUUAGUUUUGUACAUGAUAAUUUUAAUAAAGGAUUUGAAAACUUGA